CCUGCAAUUGAAAGUUGAAACCCCACGCCAUUACCAAAUUCGAAACCCUAAUUUAUUUCUUAUGGAUACGACUCCUGUGCUUCUCAAGAAGAAAGAAGAAAUGAGUAAUCCCGUGGAUUUAUCAUCUCUACCAGAGGAGGAAAGACAACAACUUCAAAAGCUUCAAGAAAGAUUUAAAGAACAUCAACAACAGCAGCAGCAGCAACAGCAAGUCGCAAAUCAUCCAUCGCAGGUUCAAAUUCAGCCGCCUUACGACCAACAAUAUCAACCUUAUUACGGAUAUUAUCCUUACCAACCACCACCGGCGCAAUCCUCAUUGCAACAUCCUCCAUUUCCACCUGAUCAUCAACAUUAUUACCAUGACCAUCGAUUGCAACCCCAACAACAACAGUAUUACCACACAGAGAAUACCAAUGCCUACCAUCAACCAGAUCCUCAUCCACAACAACACCCACCUCAAAUUGUCCCAAUUUCUCAUCCUCAAUCUCAGCCUAUGCCUCCGCCGGCAGGACAGAUUCAGGUGCAUCAUCAACAUAAUGUUUAUUAUCCGCAAAAUGGUAGGGGUGAUGGAGAUCAGCAGCAAUCUGGUCCUUUGAAUCCAGCUGCAGCCGCAGCUGUGUCUGCAUUGUCGCAACUGAUGCAGUUUGCUGGGACUAUGGGAGAUGCAGAGAGGGCAUUAACGAUGAUUGGAUUGCAAGCUAGUGGAAUUGCUGGAUAUGGCCGGCCGCUACACCAAGAUCCUGAGUCAUUUUUACCAAUGGCUGGUCAAUCUAUGUACAUGGGAGGUGAUAUAAGGGGCGGCGGUUUAUCUUUCCCAAACAACCCCGAAGGAAGAAUUAGGCAAAGAAUUGGCAAGGGUAAAAUUGGUCCUAAACUGCCAUAUUUCCCAUCAUCUAUGCCAGAACCAACCGCUGCAAACAAGCUUCAGACUCCAGCCGCAUGGUGCGAUCUCUGUAAGGUUGAAUGUACAAGCCUCGAAAUCCUUAAGCAACACAAGAACGGAAAGAAGCACAUGAAAAAUCUUGAAAAAAGCGGGACAUCUUCUUCUUCUGCUGUCGUGCAAAACAAUCAGAACAAUACUUCGACGACUCCUGUAGUAAUUGAUAGUAAUGCCCAACCGCAAGUUAAUGUAGAGAAUAGCAAUAACACAGUAGCUGGUCAAAAGCGCGAAUCAAACCACAAAACGAAAGCUGCUGCUGGUGGUGCUAAGAGAGCGAAACUAUCUGAUAUGCAUAAUCGUGCAUUCGAGAAUCCAAGACCGAAAGUGGUGGUUCCAUUAUUGUGCGGUCUAUGUAAUAUCAAGUGCGAUACACAAGAAGUUCUUAACAAACAUUUAUCUGGGAAAAAACAUAUCUCGAAACUGAGACGAUAUGAACCUCAACAUCAUCAAAUGGCUUAUGAACAAACAGGGAUCCAAUCUCUGUACCAUCUUAACGCACCAAUUGGAGUACCGCCGCAUCAUCCUUUGCAUUUUCCUCAAGUUCAUCAACCUCAAUCGUAUUACCCUCCUCUUCUUCCCGCUGCUGCUCAUCAUGGGAUUGUGCCCUUUGCUGAAGGUAAUCAUCAUAAUCAUCAGACUGGCUGAAUUUACUUUAGGGUAAUUUGAAAUCUAAAAUUCUUCUGUUUUUAAGACUAGUGUUCUCAUCAAAACUAAAGACAAUGAUUUUUUGUUUUUUUUCCUUCAUUUAGUGGAACAUCCUUUAUGAGACU
Impatiens glandulifera is the source of this 1710-nucleotide messenger RNA. Its product is annotated as zinc finger RNA-binding protein-like. NCBI's taxonomy places the organism in Eukaryota, Viridiplantae, Streptophyta, Magnoliopsida, Ericales, Balsaminaceae. The record is from RefSeq and is a predicted model, not a curated record. Gene Ontology annotation, molecular function: zinc ion binding; nucleic acid binding. The transcript has 2 exons. The coding region runs from base 62 to 1585 and encodes 507 amino acids.